GUUCCUACUCCAAAAUCAAAUGUGAAGUAUGGUGAGACCAAAGUCGGCAGCAAGGCGGUAGUGGAUUGUACAACCGGAUAUGAGAUAAACGGUGCCACUGAUACGAUGAUGUGUAGACAGAACGGCACUUGGGGUCCGGAAAUCACGUGCUUUAAAACAGGAUGUACCGACCUUACAGCUAUAAACAACGGCAAAUACACUUUCUACGCCGACAAAAUCCGAAACAAAACAACGGUCACGUUGGCGUGCAACAUUGGGUACACUUUGUCCGGGGUCGACUCGUCUGUUUGCGAUGGGUCCUGGAGUAAAAUCGGGAUAUGUGAAAAAAUAAGUACAAUGGAUUCUUAACGUAAUGCGUUUAAAAAGAGUUGUCUUUGACACUUUAAAUACGACCAUUUGACAGAUGUUUUGAUACAUCCAUUCUUGCCUUUUUAUUAAGAUCGAUGCCUUAACGAUUAGGCUAAGCCACACCAUAUGUGUUAUAUUUUGUCAGGAUGUCCUACCGGAGAUUUCAUGACAAUUCCAAACGGGGCAAUCACACUUAACGCGAAAGACGUCAACGACUACGGAUCCACGGCUAUGGUUGCGUGUAACGUCGGGUACGUCUUAAUGGGAGAAUCCAUCACAACAUGUCAAGCGGAUAAGACGUGGAGUGCUCAUGGAUCGUGUCAAAAAUGCAGCACUCCAAUGGAACGUACUGGCGAUUAUCCACAUGCAGAUACCAUUUCCGGCGCUAGUGUAGGAGGACUUAUCGUCGGAAUUAUCGUUGGCGUCGGUUCGACGGUUGUCUACAUGAGGCGGAAAUCUCCUGUACCCAAAUCCGGUCCAAUAAAAGCGGAGACUGCUCAGCGUGAAGAUGAGAGUGGCCAGAUCCAAAUGACAGAUCGAAAUAAACCAAAGAACGAAAAACAACAGAAAAGCAGGGCAAAUGACGAAUCUCGUGAAGUUGUCAACCCUUCAUAUGAACCUGUAGACAUUAUUACGACGAAGUAGACGAGAACCAAUAAAAUCCUACAGCCUAUAGCAAAUAUGCGAUUCGUGGCCAUAAAAGCAUUACAACAUAUGUGUUUUGCAUGAAGAGGAAUAGGAAUAUGUUGG
Messenger RNA from Dreissena polymorpha, 1098 nucleotides. RefSeq lists its product as uncharacterized. The transcript has 6 exons. The coding region runs from base 475 to 993 and encodes 172 amino acids. The record is from RefSeq and is a predicted model, not a curated record. NCBI's taxonomy places the organism in Eukaryota, Metazoa, Mollusca, Bivalvia, Myida, Dreissenidae.